This is a messenger RNA of Patella vulgata (common limpet), 7540 nucleotides long. RefSeq names its product afadin. Bases 184 to 6798 code for a protein of 2204 amino acids. The record is from RefSeq and is a predicted model, not a curated record. Lineage: Eukaryota; Metazoa; Mollusca; Gastropoda; Patellidae. Gene Ontology annotation, molecular function: protein binding. Gene Ontology annotation, biological process: signal transduction. The transcript has 25 exons.
CUACGAUGGGGAGGUCGUUGGAUUGUACUACUGAGAGAAGUUUGAAGUAUUUAUAACUGUAUUUAGUUUUCGGAAUUAUAUUCAAAUGUGAUUCAGUUUAUAUUGUUCGUAUGAACGGAAAUGGCUCUAAUGUAAUUUGGAUAUUAAGAAAAAACAAAGACUGUGGAUAUAACAGCCAUCAGAAUGACACAGGUGAAGCCGUCGUCGGAAGACUUACAGAGGUUGAGUCAACUUAUAAGCCAAUGGAACGUUGAUCAUUACGAUUUAUUUGAACUAAGUAAACCAAACGAGGCUUUAGAGUUCCAUGGAGUAGUACGAUUUUUCUUCCAAGGUGGUGGUGCACAUGUGGUAACAAAAUGUAUUCGUGUAUCAAGUACAGCUACCACAAAAGAGGUGAUAGAUGUCUUGAUAGAGAAAUUCCGUCCCGAUAUGAGAAUGUUGACACAAAAUCGAUAUGCUUUAUACGAAGUUCACGUAAAUGGAGAGGAAAGACGGUUAAUGGAUGAAGAAAAGCCUCUAUUUGUCCAGUUAAAUUGGGGUAAAGAUGUGCGUGAGGGGCGAUUUCUAUUAAAAAAUGAAAAUGAACCAACAAUUCGGCAAGGGCAGGAAGUUGAAAGAGAACCCCAAGGAUUUAAGAGAAAUCUCUCUAAAAGGGAAAAGAAAGAAUUGAAGAAAAAGCGGGAAAAAGAGAAAAAAGAAGCAAAAGCCACUGGAACUGGAGUGGCGGAAAAAUUAUACAAUGAUUUACCUGAAAAUAGCUUUACCAGGAGUAUUUCUAAUCCCGAAGCUGUCAUGCGUCGUCGACGACAACAGAAAUUGGAAAAGAAGAUGGAACAAAUGCGAGCUGAGGAAGGAAGAUCCGAUGCUGUUGAAACAACAUGUGGUACUUUGAAGAUCUAUGGAGAAUCUGUACGACCCGAUGUUCCGUAUAAAACACUAUUAUUGUCAACAGGAGAUACCUGCUCUAUGGUUGUUAAGGAAGCUCUUGAGAAAUACAGUUUACCUAAUGAAGAUCCUGAACUGUAUUGUCUCUAUCAGGUAUUAAUAGCUAAUGGACAAGAAUAUCAUGGAGGAAGUGUCGGAGAAGAAAGGUUAUUGGAUGACACAGAAUGCCCUUUGGCUAUUGUUAUGCAGCAUCCUAAAAAUAGAGGACACAUAAUAUUUCAACUACGUAGAAAACCAACACAUUUAAAGAAAAAGACAAAAAGAGCUGUGUCACAUGAUGAUUUGAGACAGAAUAACCGAGAACCUCAAAAUCUCUCUCAAGACCGACUACCAUAUUUACAGGAACUAAACACUAGAGACGGAAGAGGAAAGAGACAUCAUCUACCGUUAAAUGUAACAGAAAUAGGAAGUGAAAGAUCAAUGUCUAAUAGUAAUCAAUAUUUACAGCUACUUGGUAAUGAUAUUAAACCUAGACAUUGUGUGGUAGCUCAUACAGAAGGGAUAGUAACCGUAACUCCAACUAGCCGUGAUGCGGAGACAUAUGUAGAGAAUACCAGAAUAUUUGAGACAACCAUGUUAAAACAUGGAAUGGUGCUGCAAUUUGGUAAACAUCAUGUCUACAGAUUCUGUGAUCCUAGAUUUGAUGAGAUGCCACCUGGUAGGACAGUGGUUGAUGGUCCUCUACAGAAAUCUGGAUUUAGUCCUGGUAGACCACAUGAAACAAACUUUGAUGUAGAUGGUCAAGUAGAACCUAUAAAUAAUCUCUCACCUAAACCAGCUCCUAGAAAACAAAAUGAAUGGAAUGAUUUACAGAGAUCACCACAGAGUCCGAGUCCUAAAGGAAUGCAACCAGGUUUAGUACAACCGGAUAAUCUGUUACCUGUUACAUUGGACUUCAGAGAUGAUGCUGAAGAUGCACUACUAUCAGCAGUUAUUUUAGAUGUUAAUAGUCGAGCUGUACAGUUUAAACUAGCUUCAACAUACACAUUAUAUAUGGCCAUGAGACAUCUUCUAGCUCAACGCUACCAACGGCCACAGAGAACUACAGAUUUUGUCAGAAAAAUUUCAAAACUUGUUCAAAGAGCUAUUCAGGAUCAACACAAUGACCCAACAGCUCUAGCUUUUUGGAUGGCCAAUGCUUCAGAGAUCCUACAUUUCUUUAAGAUGGAUAGAGACACACAUCAGUAUAGUCCUGAAGCUCAUGAGAUGUUGGCUGAAGCUGUACAGAUGGCAUUUCACCAUCUAGUACGAUGUUUACAGGGCGAUCUACAGAGAGUUAUGUCAGCUUUUCUAGAUCCUAGUGAAAUGGUAGAAGAUGAAAUGAUGGAUCAACAGAGAAUGAAUCCAAACAGACCAACAUUAGGUGAUGUUUUAACAACUUUAUCUGCCGCCAUGACGUUAUUACGUAGAUGUCGUGUUAAUGCUGCUUUAACUAUACAACUCUUCUCGCAGUUGUUUCAUUUUAUCAACAUGUGGCUGUUUAAUAUGAUCGUAUCAGAACCUCAACUACAGAUGUGUACAGCUCAAUGGGGAAUACGGUUAAAGCGACGAUUGGGUAAAAUAGAGAUGUGGGCAGAAAAACAGGGUCUAGAAUUGGCUGCUGAUUGUCAUCUGUGUCGCAUAAUACAGGCUGCUCACCUUUUACAAGCUCCAAAGAUGACAUCUGAUGAUGUAACCAAUAUCAGCUCAACAUGUUUUAAACUUAAUUCUGAACAAUUAAAAUGUUUAUUAUCACAAUAUAUACCAGAAGAUAAUGAACCUCCAAUAUCACAUCAGUUUAUACAGAGAUUGGUGUCUAUUGCUGAGAGUAUGGCCGAUUUAUCUACACGAUCUGAGGGACGGGAAGUUAUGUUAGAAGAAGAUCAAGAUUUACAUUUACCAUUUCUAUUACCUGAAGAUGGUUAUUCCUGUGAUAAUAUUAGAGGAAUACCAAAUGGACUUCCUGAAUUUAUUAAACCUUUGACUAAUUCAGGUAUUUGUCAAAUGAUACCUAACAAUAACUCGAGUGGUAGUUGGACAGUAUAUAUGGGAGGAGAACCAAGAUCUCUUGAGAGUACACCACCAAAGAGUCAGGGUAUGCCAUCUCCUCUACCAGGUAUACAACAACAAGGACUACCUAGAGACCCAGAAAUAAUGGUUGUAGCAUUUAAUAAAGUAGAAAGAAGUAUGGGACUUAGUAUUGUUGCAGCAACAGGAGAUAAACAAAGAGAAAGGGGCAUUUAUAUCAAAUCUGUUGUUCCAAAUGGUGCUGCAGCAUUGGAUGGUAGACUACAGACAGGAGAUCAGUUAUUAGAAGUAGAUGGUAGAAGUCUAGUUGGUGUUACACAAGAAAGAGCAGCUGAAUUAAUGAGAGAAACUGGUGAUAGAGUUACUUUAAAAGUAGCUAAACAAGGUGCUAUUUAUCAUGGUUUGGCAACAUUUCUCAGUCAAGCAUCGCCAACUCUACAAAGAGCAGCUGGAACACCACAGAAAAGUGAUCCACAGAUGAACGGAAGAAGACCAUUCAAUGAAGAGGCACCACCACCUUAUACAGAUGGUCCAAAGGACAUGGGAAGAAUGGAGAUACCAAGGUCUCAAUCCAGUCCUAGACCACAACAGAUGCCAAUACCACAACAACGUGUUCUUAAACCUCAACCUCGUAGUGCUGUGGAACAACUCAUGGGACCGAAUUCAAGUUCUCCUCUUCAACAGAGGCACCAGGAUCCAAAUUUUCGAAGAGACAUGCAUGACAUGGAUCCUCGUUCCAAAUCAACUUCCAAUUUAGUUCAGGAUCCAAGCUAUAACAGGAAUUAUGAUCCACAUUCAAUGAAACCUGCAGCCUCUGUAAGUGUCCUUCAUCAUCCACAAGGCCAAGGUCACUACCCACCAGGGGUUCGUCGAGACAAUCCUCAAUAUGGAGAUAGAAACCCAGAUUACGAGAACCAAUUGAAUAUCAGCAGUGCUCCAAAUGGUCGACCCAUCAUCGAUACUCAGAAGGGUGGACGAGAUCCACGAUUCCAGGACAUGAAUCACAAUCUGAUGCCUGGUAAAGCACAAGGUCCACCUCCUUCUCAGGCAUAUCUUCACCCAAAUCAGCGACCAGCUGAUCGUUCUUCAAUGUCUUCUCGUACAUCUUCCUCCAGCAAUAGAGAUAACGUUAGACCCCAGUCAGCUUAUUUCGAUCCUCAAAAUAGAAAUGAGGACUUAUCCCAGCUGAGACCCAAAUCUGUAGAAAUUACUUCCAAUAAGAUUCAAGAAUGGCAGAAUAAGAUGGAGGAUACGCCACAGGUGUAUAGAAAUGAUUAUGACUCUGGUAAAGCUGAAAAUUCUCCUCCUUAUAGUAACAUUGAACGAGAUAGUAAUAUCAAUGGGUUCACUAACAGACCAUACGUCAGUGCUCAAGACAUUCCCAGAAUUAUGAAUGAUAGUGAAAGGCCUAAUUUCUAUGAAAAUGCAUCACAACCCGACCUUAGAAAUUCAUACACCCAACCUCCAAGAAAUGAAAAUAUUUCUCAGCCAAACCUAAGGAAUUCAUAUAAUCCACCUUCAAGAAAUGAAACUAUUUCUCAGCCAGACCUGAGAAAUCCUUACAAUCAAUCAUCACGACCAGAGAUAGAUAUGAAACCUAAACCCAAAGUAGCUCCAAAGCCUGCAGUUGUUCCUAAACCAGGACCGAUGCCAAAUCAACCGGUUGAAAGUCCCUACGUAAGAGUUGAAAAAUUACAACAGUCACCCAGUAAUUUCAGUAGACCUAUUAAUGGAGCUGGUCCCAAUUUUAACACCCAUGUUGUCCAACAGCCAAUACCGUAUAAUCAAAGUGAUUUAAGAAACAGACAAGAUGGCCGCAUUCAAGAUCCCAGAACACCUCCAGAUCAACGGAGCCAACAGAGCUUCAACCAAAAAUUCUCACCAGUAAGAGAAAAUGGUGGAUUGAAUUAUCGGGAUCCUUCGGACUUCCCUCCACCUCCUACAGCUGAAACACCUCCUGAUCUACCACCCCCUCCAGUGCUUGAUCAUUUACAUGAAGAGUCACCUCCACUCCCCCCUCCGCCAAAUCCCCAAGACUUUAUGUUAGAUCAACAGCUUCAAGAAGAAAAAAGACGUCUGCAACAACAAAUGAAUGAAAAUGAACAACAAAGACGUUUAGGCCCUGGUGCAUACCCUACUGAUAGACGGGGACCACAACCCAGUUCAGAUCAAGACAGCUAUAAAGUUCAGCCAAAUAUUCCCAAUUAUCAGAAUAUUAACUUUAAUAACAUGAAUGGUGGUAAAAAUCAACCUCCCCCUGUUCCUCAACUUCCAGCAGAGCAUAAUGUGUACGAACCGUAUGAACCAAAGAAAUCUCCAAACUUCCAGAAACCGAAUCAGGAAAGACCACAGAGUUGGCAGCAAGGGCAAGCAACCCACCUUACUGUUGGUGAUCCAGAAUAUUCUGCUGCAUCACCGUGGGUUAGAGAAAAGAAGGAAAAGGAUGCUGAAGAACAAGAAGAACUGGCUUCCAGGUUACGUCUACAAGAAAUAGCAGUGCUGGAAUCCAAGAGUUACCUCAAUAUGCAAGAGCAAGAAAGAUUACGCAAGCUACGCCUUGAACACGAGUUUCAGAGACGCGUGAAAGAAGUUGUAGAUAAAGGAGAAUAUGAUGAAGAUUCUGAUUCCGAGUCGGCAGAUAGAAUUUAUUCAAGAGAGAGGAUGAUAGAACAAAUGCAAGAUGAUUUGGCUAAAGCUAGAGCUAGAAUGGAAGAGUUAGAUAGAAGACGUCUACAUGAUGAUUUUGAGAGAGAAAAAGAAAGAAUGCAGAGGUUAGAGAGAAGAUUAGAAAUGUUUGAGAAAGAAAGAGAAGAACAAAGACAGAGAUCACAAAAACGUCAGGAACGAAAGCAAAGAGAACAUGCUGAACAUUUGAAAAAACAAAGAGAGUUACAUGACAAACAGAGACAAAACUAUGAAGAACAAAAACGUUUAUUGUUAGCUGAAGAAGAACGAAUGAAACAACGGAGAGAAGAAGAAAUCAACAAACGAAGAUUAAUGGAGAGAGAACGUUUACAAGAACUGCAGGCACAAAGAGAUAUUGAGGAAAAACAACUCCGUGCAGAGGCACGUCAACGAGAGGAAGAAUAUUCACGACAACGAUUAUUACAACAGCAGCAACAGCGGAUCCAUCAACAAAGAGAGAUUAAAGUGUCGGAGGAGCGGAGACGUAUUGAUACUAUAAACACACAAAAUCAAAGUCACAAUGAUGCAUAUCAACAAUAUGCUAAUUUGCCACCUAAUUCUAUUGGAAAAGAAAAUCAAGCCCCUCCUCCUCCCGAACGUAAUUCAUCGUACGAUUUGUUUAAUCAGCAACGACAAAAUGCCAACAUGCCACACGAUGAUUACCAGGGAAUGAACAGUCGUGAUCUAGGCCCUCCAGGUUAUCGUUCAGACCUCUCAGCUCCCAAAAAAUCGGUAUCUUUUAAUACUCAGUUAGAAACGAAUGUGUAUAGUGAUAAUGAGAGGAGUCCUUUGAACUCACAAUCGUCUUACAGGUCUUCACAAUCUUCAGAACACAACGUAACAACUUCAGUAUCAGAUUCGUAUAACACCAGUAGUAAUGAAGUAUUCGAUAGCCCAUCACAACAAAAUAACAUUACGUAUUUAUCCUCUGAAUCAACACCUGGUGUUAUUGGAGCUCAAGAAGUGUAUCGCGAUCCACGCAGUCGGAUAAUCGAGGCCAAAAAAGCCCACGAUAACCCAAUCAAAAAACAAGCGGACAGAAUGUCAUUUAGAGACAAAAUGAAAUAUUUUGCGAAAGAAGCCGGAGAAGAUACGAUAAAGAAAAGACCGAAAUCUUCUUCAACUCAGCGUGCUAUCGAAUCUCAGAUGAAUGGACAGUGACAGCAUACAGAACAAAUGUUCUCUUCACUAUAAUACGACAUCAGUAUGUGAGAUACGCCAUAUAUAUUGCCCCAUAUAUUAAAAACGUUGUGAACAAAGAUGUAAAUUUAUGUGAUGAAUAUAGCAUAAAAAUAGAAUUAUUUUAUUAUACUAAAUUGUACAAUUAUUUUUUAAAAAAAACAACAGAAUUUUACACAGUUAGUGCUAUCUUAUGUAGAAUUUUAACCAAAACUUAAUGUAAUAUUAAAGAUUCUUUAUGCUUGUAGACUUGACUUGUAUAAAUUUAGUCAUGCCUGUUAGAAAACUUUCAAGAUUCGAGGGAUUUGUGCUCUAGCUUUCUUGCUUAAAGUUUAAAGAUUUAGCUUUCCUUGGUAGAGAGUGGAAAAAAAUAGGCUCAAUAAAAGUAGGAUUGAAUUGUAUAAUGAAGUGAAGUAGGUUAAGAAGAAUUAAUGUGUUCAUGUGUCACUAUUUUUAAUAUCAGUACUUAUUAAGUGUUUAACAGAUCAUGUUCACUGCAGACCAUUCCAUCUGUAUUAAUAUUGUAAAUAGAUGUUUUAAUAUAAUGUUUAGUAAGUUAUAAAUUCCAUUGCUCAUAACAUUCAUUUCAUAUCAACUUCCAUUUUAUAACCAAACAGAAUUUGGUUUUGAUACCUUGUUUCGCAUUAUUCAUGUUAAAAAAAAAAAAAAUACAGAUUGAUACAAUAAUAUUAACUGUACCUUGCUUGUGAUUGCUAAUAGGUAA